UCCCACACAAACUCCUUCACAAUCUACAACCCCCACACAAACACCUUCACAAUCUACAACUCCCACACAAACCCCAAAUCCCACACAAACUCCUUCACAAUCCACAAAUCCCACACAAACACCUUCACAAUCUACAACUCCCACACAAACCCCAAAUCCCACACAAACUCCUUCACAAUCCACAAAUCCCACACAAACUCCUUCACAAUCCUCUACUCCCACACAAACACCUUCUCAAACCUCAUCAACAACACCUUCUCCUACACCCUCACAAUCUUCUACUACCUCACAAACCUCGUCCUCCUUUGA
Dictyostelium purpureum is the source of this 309-nucleotide messenger RNA. RefSeq lists its product as uncharacterized. The transcript has a single exon. The record is from RefSeq and is a predicted model, not a curated record. NCBI's taxonomy places the organism in Eukaryota, Evosea, Eumycetozoa, Dictyosteliales, Dictyosteliaceae. The annotation marks the transcript as partial.